Ruditapes philippinarum (Manila clam) is the source of this 7518-nucleotide messenger RNA. RefSeq names its product nesprin-1-like. The record is from RefSeq and is a predicted model, not a curated record. Lineage: Eukaryota; Metazoa; Mollusca; Bivalvia; Venerida; Veneridae. Gene Ontology annotation, molecular function: protein binding. The transcript has 22 exons. Bases 165 to 5300 code for a protein of 1711 amino acids. Gene Ontology annotation, cellular component: membrane.
AUAAGUUAUUGGAGGAUAUUUUGGCACAAUGGGACAGUUUCCAUGGUGAGUUGCAGGUUGUAAACCAGACGCUGGCAGAAACAGAGUACUGUCUACAACGUUAUAACCUCAUUGGUGGUGACAUAGCAACACUCAAAAUACAGGUCGAAAAAUUAGAGGGUUUAAUGGGUGACAUGGAAAGACAUGUUUCUCGCUUCGAGAAAUUUUCCAAUCUUGCAAACCGUUUAUCUCAAGUAUGUGAGCCAUCAACUAGACAAGAGAUCAAGAAGACACAGUCAGACAUACAGAAAAGAUGGCAGGAAGUGUUUAAUGAGUUACGUGCCAGGACAGAAAUGUUCCGAGCCUGUUUACAAGAAUGGUUGAGUUAUGAGGAUGAAUACAACACAGCUAAAACUUGGCUUGAUGCCAAGGAUAAGUUGUGUGAUGAAUUAGUGUAUGGAAAGGAACCAAGAACAAGGAGGGAUGCAAACCUUAAAAAUUGUCAGACACUACAGAGAGACCUUGAUCAUUUCCAGUCACAACUUGCCAACUUGUACAGAAUGGGUGAAGAUGUCACUAAGAACAUGGAUCCAUCAUCAAUAGUUAACAUCACCUCAAAACUCUCAGGACUUGAGCAGCGCCUGCUAACACUACGACAAAAGCUUGCAAAACAUGUUCAGAGUUUACAAGGAGACAUGUCCCAGCAGAGGAGAUUCCAAGAAGCCUUUGAUAAUGUGAAAGCUUUUGUUUCUCAGGCCCAAAGAAUUCUGGGUAUGGAAGACCCAAACAGAUCAGCAGAUGAAAAAGCUCUUGGUGACCGUUUAGAACACCUUAAGGAACUUUGUGUACAGUUUAAUGACAAUUCUGCUAACCUUGAUGCACUAAAUGACCUUGGUUACAGGCUAGCACUGAAUGAGACCGCAGCAGCUGAUUUGCAGGAUUUGAAUCAUAAAUGGCAUGAACUUUUUGCUGAAACAAAAGAAAGGUGUAAAACCCUCCAGGGAAUGCUUUUGAUUCAACAAGAUUUCCAGUCUAAAUGUGACACCUGGAUGACAUUCCUGGCUCAAACUGAGGCUGACCUUUCUACUGAAAUUGCUGGAAAUUUGAUAGAUUUGUUAGCACAACAGAAGAAAUGUGAGAAAUUUGAGGCUGAGUCAUACAGCAGACAACAAAUUCUUCACGCCAUUAUCAGUGAUGGUCAGACAAUGAUGAAUGAAGGUGACAUUGAAAACAAGGAUGAGUUCCAGCAAAAGCUUAUACUAUUGGCUAAUCAGUGGCAGAGUGUAAACAGGAGAGCCAAUCAGAGAAAGGCUAUCAUAGAUUCCACUAUCAAACAAUGGCAGAGCUUUAAUGAUAUGUCAGAGAAGUUGAGAGAAUGGCUGAAGGAGAAGGAGGAGGUCCUUCUUGUCUUCAACUUUGACACUGCCUCUUUACAGAAAGUGAAAAAUCUUGUUGAGAAGGCAAAGAACACUCAAAAUGAAUUUAAACUACAAGAAGACCUCUUCAAGAACAUGAACACCCAAGGGAAACAACUGUUGCAGAGAGCUGACAACAAGGCACAGGAGGAAAUCAAGGUCAGCAUGGCACAAGUACAGCAACACUGGCACCAGAUAUUUGUUAAGCUGGAUGGUGAGAGAGAGAAAUUGGAAGGUGUCCUCAAACAAUGGCGGGAAUGUGAGGACGAUAUUGAGGAAAUACUGACCUGGUUAAAGGACACCAGAAAAUCCCUGACAGGAUCACUUCCACAUGCUUAUGAAGAGCUGCAAGCAGAUAUGCAUAAAUGCAAAGAUAUUGAAGUUGCCUUUGCUAAUGCGGAACCAAAACGCCAGUCACUUCUUGCCCUUGAGACGUCACUGUCCAAAACUAUCGAACCUGAGGACCUGAAUGUCCUUCACCAGAGAAUCCGUCUGCUGAACAAACAGUGGGAUGAAUUACGUAACCAAGCCAGUCUACGUGCACAACGUAUUGAUGACACAAUGUUCCGCUGGUCUAACUUCAGUCAGAAAUUUAAGGAUCUUUGUGAUUGGAUAGACAGAAUGGAAGUCAAGGUUAUCUCAAGUAAAGACUUCCAUAUCGAGGAUCUUCUCAACAGAAUGGAAAAGGACUUUAAGAAUGAAAUGGCAGACAAAGAAAAGACGAAGAAUGAUCUUGUAAGUCAAGGUCAUGCCCUUAUGAAGGUGAGCAGUGAGGUGAGAGCCAGUGAUAUAGAACAGAAAGUGAUCAGAUUGGAAGAUAAAUGGGAACAUCUCAAAGCUGUUAUACAGUUCAGGGAACGAAAGUUACAGGAGACCCUAUUGGCUGUACAACAACUUGAUGUAAGCAUGAGUAAUCUACGUAAAUGGCUAGCCAAUAUGGAGGAUAAUAUAUCAGCACCAAUUAUAUACCAAGACUGUGAUAGAAAGGAAAUACAGAAAAAACUACAACUUCAAAGUGAGUUGCAGCAUGAUAUAGAGCGUCACAGUCCAGGUGUUGGGUCUGUACUGAACCUAUGUGAGGUCUUACUGCAUGACUCUGAUGCCUGUCCUACUGAUGUAGAAUUUAAUGGACUUCAAACUGCCAUGAAGAAUCUUGAGAGACGCUGGAGGGGAAUUUGUCAACUUGCUCCAGAGCAAAGAACUAGGAUUGAGGAGACAUGGCAACUGUGGCAGAAAUUGAUAGAUGAUUGUAGAGACUUUGGUGAUUGGCUCAAGGGUAUGGAGUCGGAGGUCACUGAUGUCGCAGCUGACCAAUUAAAUGUGAGCACAUCUAGUGAAGAGUACAGUAGAUGUGAGUCUGUCCAGAGAAAGAUUCAUGAAAAUCUGAGUAAAUUGGAGAACAUUAAUCGCCAGUAUCGACGUCUAGCAAGAGAAGGUCGUACAGACUCUGCUGGUACUUUGAAAACAAUGAUGCAGGAUGCCAAUGAUCGCUGGGAUAGAAUGCAGGGUAAAAUGUCAACAAACCUGCGUGAAAUUCGACAUUCCUCAAGUAUUAGAGAUGAUUUCAAACAGACAAAAGACUCAUUAUUAAAAUGGUUAACAGAGAUUGACAUGCAGUUGACCAAUAUUGAACAUCUUUCCUCAAUGGAUGUAAAAACAAAAUUAAGAGAAAUGCAGAGAAUUCAAGAUGAAAUAGAUUCAAGAGCAAGAAAGUUUGAUUUCCUAGAUGAAGCUGCCUUGUUCCUGAUACAGAAAGGUGAUAGCACAGAUGCUAUUACCACACAGGCCGAGAUUGACUCCUUCAGACAAUACCACAGACAAGUGCUGGACAGGGUGGCAAUCACAAAUGCUAGACUUUCUGCCAUGCAGACUGAGGAGAGAAUGCGUCUUGAUGGUGAUGAUCUAGACCGUCUAGAGAGAGAAUUGUAUACACUGGCACCAGGUGAACAAUUAACAUUAGACUGGGACAUGAAAGAAAUUGAAGCUUACCUCGAAUCCUCUCCACCAGAGAGUCCUCCAGAAAAACGUAGAGCUUUAUUGAAAAAGUUACGAGAAAGAUCUAGGUCACGAUCAACAUCACCUAAAAAGUUACCAUUAGUGACAGCUGCCACACAUUCAACAUUACAUUCUUCACCAACUUACAAGAGAAGAACAAUUGAUACUUUAGAUUCGGCUCCAUUAAGGUCGCAGAGACCAGAAUCUCCAAGGUCACGCAGACCUGGAUCAUCCUCCCCAACAAGGUCAAGGUCACCAACAAGGUCAUUGAGAACAAAAUCACCAAGACGUGUUGCAAAGGAUUAUGUUGAUAGCAGAGGCCAUUCACCAUCAAGGCAAGAAAGAUUUAACAGAAUGAAGUCAGAAUUAACACAUCGUGGCAAGGAGGCACAAGUUGAAGAAAUCCUUGAGAAACUAGCAGACGCCCUCGAGGAAGCUACAGAAAAGAUGGAUGUUGCUGACCGUCAACUUCGCAUUUCUAUGCCAAUAGCUCCAGGGGUAGAACAUAGAUCUUUGAAUUAUUUACAGAGUAUGACAGAAGCAGAGAAAUGUGUCGAGGAUGUACGACGUAUACAUCGUCUACUGAAAGAAGAGACAGGACUUCAUACCAUAGCUAGUGCUGAUAAACAAGUUGAUGCUGUGGUAUCACGGUGGGAAAUGUUACAAGCUGGAGCCAUACAGAAAGAUUAUCGAUUAAGUCAACAUCGGAAAGACUGGCACCAGUUCUGUACUGACCUUGAGAAUAUGAUGUCAUGGCUUGAUGAAGCAGAGGCUCUGCAAAAAUCUCAUUCUACUUUACCAGGGGAGAUCACUAGGCUUGACUCAAUCAUUAGACAACAUAAGGAAAUAUUUGCAAAGGACUUUCUAGUACAGCUUGAAUCAAAGAAAGCUAGGGUGAUAUCUAUUAAUUUAACUAGUCGGGAACUUGUGGAUCCAACAACAGAUGAAGGGAGACAACUCAUUGAUAGACUUAAACAAAUGAACCGGAGAUGGGAUUCAGUGUGUGCGAAGGCAACGAAGCUUCAGGGUGAAUUACAAGAUGCCCUGAUGCAGUGUCAGGAAUUCCACCAUACCAUACAUGACUUGUUGCUAUGGUUAGAGGGAAUUGAAUCUAAGAUACAGCAGUGUGAACCAAUCAAAAUGGGCAGUGAUGAAGCAGCUUUGUGGACCAGACUUCAAAAGCUACAGGACAUAAAGUAUGAUUUAGAGAAGAAUCAGCCAAGAGUUAUGUCCCUAAGAGAUACGGCAGACCAAUUACUUCUUAACUCAGAUUCUCCAGAAAUGUGCCAAGCUAAGGACAAGAUGCAUAUAAUAGCCAACCGUCUCAAAGCAUUACUCAGACUGUGUUCAUCGUAUAUAUCUAGUCUAGAAACUAGACUGGACACAAAAUCUAGUGUUCGAAGCCCAGAUCGCAGCUUUGAACUCAGUGUUUCACCUUCUUCCUCUGGAGCGAGCAGCCCCAGGGAUAGUGCCAUACGUACUAGUACACCAACACGCCCAUUCCGACCUACAUUCCGUCCACUUACCAACACAUCCACAUCAUCAAGACCUAGAACUAGGUCACCUUUUGCCCUUUCUAGACAGCUUUUAUCAGGAUUAUGCCGAAUUUUGUCGGGAAUUUACCGACUAUUUGUACGACGACCAAAAUUAGCCACGGGAACCAUGGACACCUCAAUCGCACCACAUGACCUUGACACCGAAGAUGACAACGAUAUUGACACAAGUUGUUGUCCAUUUUUGAUGAGAGUUUUACGCACUGCCCUACCAUUACAGUUACUACUACUUCUACUACUAGCAAUAGCAUGUCUUGUUCCAGUGACAGAGGAGGACUAUAGUUGUAUUCUAGCAAAUAACUUCCGCAGAUCUCUUGAUCCAAUGUUGCAAUACACAGAUGGUCCACCCCCUGUAUGAUAGCAUCAUUUAUAUCCAUAACACAUCUAGUAUUAUUUUAUGGGACACAAGUGCAAAAUGCAAUGCCAUUGAUACAUGUUAUUUACUACAAGAAUGUUAAUAUGAAAACUGUAUAAUUAUACAUGUAUUUCAGAAGUAAAUGACAUUACACUUUAAUGAACACCUUGAAGAUUUUUGAAUUUAAAUUGAUUAUUUAGAACAAUUGAUUUUUGAUUUUUUAAAUUACUUUUCUCUAGAAAAAAAGGGAUUAUUUCAGCAAAAUUUUCAGAUCUCUGUGUAUUGUAACAAUUGAUGUUGUGUGUGUGAAAUGACACCUGGAUCACUUUUAUUCAAUAUAUUAAAUGUUUAUAUUGUUCCACAAACAUAAUAUGUGCUUGGUGAAUGGAGAGAAAUACUCACAUACAGACAUUUUGUGAUUAUGUGAUAUGUGAACACUGAAAUUCUUCUUGAUUGAAUAAUGUAAACAGCAGCAAAUAUUGGACACAUGGAUGAAUAUUGUAGACUGUGAUAAAAGGAAGAGAUAGGCUGAGAACAGAUCUGACUUUACUUGUAUAUAAUUAUAAUGUAUGUAUGUAAUAACUUUGUAGCAUGUUGUUUAUAAAAUUAAGUUGCCAUAGAAUUUACAUUUUACAAAUUUACAUCACAAUUUCCUGAUAACCAAAUGGAUAAUUUAAUAUUUUUUGUGAAAUCUUUUCUUGGCAGCAAAAAAGCACCAACAGCCACCAUAUUAAAUAUAGAUAAUAAGAUAAUGAUCCAAUUAUGUGUGAUGUACAUAACUUAGGAAUAUGUAUUAAUCUACAGGGACAUGUAUAUAAAAAUAUAGUUUCCUGUUUAUUAAAUUGACAUUAUAUUAUUUACAUUAGGAAUCUGUAUAUACCGGUAACCAUGAUUUUCAAAAAUGAUCUGUCCCUUUUUGAAAAAGAAAUGUAAAUACCAAUGACUCCAUUACAUAAAACUAUUGAGUCUUUAUUAUAAAGGAAAAUGUAUAUAUCCAUUAAUUCAUGUAUAUUGUCAAGCACCAUUUUAUAUCAUCAACAAUUAUCAUUUAUUGUUUAUUUCCAUGGCAACUUACAUAUAAAAGACUGUGAUAUUUUAGAGACUAAUGUCUCACAAACAACUGUGAUUAUGUUAACUAUGAUAUUUCUGGUACUCAGAGUAUGUUGGACCAAUGAAAAGCCAGCAUGAAGUAAGCUUUAUAAUUCUUAAAGAAAGCUGAUGUUUGGGGGCAGGGGUAUCAAAUUCCACUCUUCUUGUCUUUAAUAAACAUGUAAAUAAAAAAUAAUUUUAGAAGCUCUCAAAGUUAAGAAAUCUCUGUUAACGCAUAAAUCUAAAAUCUUUUAUUUCUAAAUUAUAAACUUUUGCACAAAUGUCAGUAAUAAGAUAAAUUUAGUAGAUACUAGUGGCUGGACUUUUUAAUAUUUUGUGAAGCUGAAACUUCUCUGCUUGCAGGAAAUGUUUCACAAAUUCUGGGAUAUCUGUGGUAAUGUUGUUGUGAUUGUUUUGUCUCAUUGUUGUCAGUCUCAGGUAGUUGUUUCCAUGGUUACUGAAUGUUUACACAUGCACAGAAUGGCUGCAAGUUUAGAACAAUAUGUGACCACAUAGUGGUAAAAUAUUGUCAGAUAUUGUUAUUGAGCAUUCAACUUGACUGAAACAUGUUUUUCUGCAACCUUAUAGUGAUAGGGCCAAUUGCUUUUUGUUGCAAAAAUUCAUGAAGAUUGAAAGUUGAAGAUAUUUAUUAGAUUUGCUCUAUAAAAUGGCCAUACUUUUUUGUGAAAUACACUUGUUUAAGCUGUUGUUCAUAGUUGAAUUAGUGACAGUUUAAAUUUUCUAGACUUUUUGUUGAUGUUAGUGCUUGUUACUUGAUGCUAUUUAUUUAAACCUUUUUAUUGUAUGUUUAAGAUUUCUAGCUUUUUUAGUUACCUUAAUUUAUUCCAGGUAAAUCAUAGCUUGCUAUCAAAUUUUUUACCUUUUAUCACAUUUUAAAAAUUUUACAUAUUAUUUUUAGAACUCUUUGUCCUUUUUAAAUCAUUUUAAUCUUUUAGAAUUAUCUUUAGAGGAAAGGCUAUUUAACAUAUAAAUUUUAAACAAAAAAGCUAGAAUUCUGUAUGAAAAUAAGUACAGAAUAACAAAGUUCUUUAUCUAGCUUGCUUAGAACCAGUAUGCUUAUUUUUUGGUACAUGUAUAAUGUUAUGACAUAAUAUUAAAAGAUACAUUUGUA